GGUGGGCAGAGUGAGCUAACCACUCCGCUUCGAUGCAAAAAAGCGGGUUGCGCAAGGCAGAGGAGACUUGGCGCAAGCCCUGGACGAGCGCUGCGGUGCUGAGGGCUGGCUCACGCUGUGUGGCUCGAUGCGAGUGCGCUAGCGUCCAGUAAGACACUAGCAAGCCCAGCAAGCCCAGCCGGCGCCAGAGCUGUAGCUGCAGCCAACAUGGCUAAUUUGCGCAUGCAACGAUGGCUUAUCGCCUUAUCUAUCAUCACCAGUGCGCACGGCUACGCCCCACCACCACUGAGGCCAAGACCAGCACCACCCAGCCGACGCCUCACGCGAUACGCGGCGCCGACGCGCUCCAGCGACGCACAAAAGGCCGUUUCGACCCUCGCGUUUGUGACCGCGGCCUGGGGCACGCAGCACUCCGUCGCGAAGGCGGCGUUAGAUAGCGUCGGCGACGGCCACGCGCUCGAGCUGACCGCCGCCCGGUUCCUCGUCGCGGCUUUAGCGUUAGCCAACUUCCGCCCGAAAGAUGAAGAAACGUGGCGCUGGGGUUGCGAACUAGGCGUCUGGAGCUUUUUAGGCUUCGCGCUGCAGACUAUCGGCCUGGAAACGACGACAGCGACAAGGUCGGCCUUCCUCCUCUACCUCAACGUCAAGUUCGUACCUCUCUUAGAAUUGGUGAAUGGUAAAACACUACCGCGAGGUACGUGGUUGAGCGCCUUCGCCGCGUUGAGCGGCACGCUGCUGCUCGCCGCCGACUCAGACGCGGUGGGCGGGGCCUGGGCGCCGGGCGAUUCUCUAUCAGUCCUCGCGGCGUUGGCCUCGGCGUGCUUCAUCAUUCGUUUGGAACCGGCGUCGCAAAAGGCGUCGUCGCCGGAAGGGCUUGCGUCGGCCACGGCGCUGGCUACGUCAGUACUGGCCUUUCUAGCUUUCUGGCAGACUGGGCGCUUUCAAUCAUCAGAACUCACCUUGCCGCCGUCAGAAGUGCUCGUCGCCGCGUUGUACCUCGGCCUCGUCCCGUCCGCAUUAUGUGGCUACCUGCAGACGAUCGCACAAAAGACCGUGCCUCCCUCGAGUGCCGCGGUCGUCUAUGCGACCGAUCCCUUGUGGGCGGCGUUCUUCGCCUACUUUGCGUUGCAUGAACGAUUGGGUCCCGCGGGCCUGUCCGGCGCGGCGCUCAUCGCCGCCGCGGCCUUCGGCCAGAAUCUGUUGUUGCGGGACUGCGACGUCGAGGAUUCCUGCGACGUUGAAUAA
This is a messenger RNA of Pelagomonas calceolata, 1245 nucleotides long. The record is from the annotation of a GenBank genome assembly. NCBI's taxonomy places the organism in Eukaryota, Pelagophyceae, Pelagomonadales, Pelagomonadaceae.